Messenger RNA from Plasmodium yoelii, 711 nucleotides. Its product is annotated as conserved protein, unknown function. The record is from RefSeq and is a predicted model, not a curated record. Bases 1 to 711 code for a protein of 236 amino acids. NCBI's taxonomy places the organism in Eukaryota, Apicomplexa, Aconoidasida, Haemosporida, Plasmodiidae. The transcript has a single exon.
AUGUAUGAAUUAGGGAAUAAAAAUAAUUGUGAUUUGAAAAAAUGCAUAAAGAUAUAUAGAAUUUGCAUAAUUUCCCAUGUCCUUUUGUCUAUAUUGCAGCUUUUUACUCCCCGCCCAUUUUUGUUUAUUGCACAUUUAGUAGUAGUAUGUAUAGGGGCAAACUGUUUUGGCUCACACUUGACAUAUAAAUAUUUUAUUUUUACUGUUGUGAAUAUGAUUUGUGGUAUUAAUGAUUUAAUAUGGAUACUUUUUAAAUGUAUAGGGAAAAAUAAAUUUAAAUGGCUCAACCCCCAAUAUUAUUGGAAAAUAAUAAAUACUGAUAAUAUAUUUCUUGAGUUUUUUUCAACAUCUUUACAUUAUAUGCUUGAAAAAAAUGAAGAUAAUUCACCUCAUAAUGCCCAUGAUAAAUAUGAAUAUAUCACAAACUUUUUAAAAUUAUUGCCUGUUCAGAAAAAAGCAUAUGCAUGGAAAAUUUACAUUGAAUUAUUUAUAAUACUAGUAGGAAUAUUUUUAUAUUUCAUCAGUUCAUAUAUAAGUUGGAAGUUAUAUAAAUACACAUUAAAUUAUAAUCAAACCGAUUUAUUAUUUCAUAAUUAUCAAUAUGGAACUUUUCAUGAUGACAAUAAUAAAAAUACACCAACAGCACAAAAUGAUUUUAUCCCUUUUAUUGGACAGCCAUACAAAAUAUCUGAUUUUAUUGAAAAGGGCUAA